UGUAACGAUCAUUACAAUGUUGUUGUGAGCAUCAUAUCCUUUGAAUUCUUCGUUCAAGACAACAAAUGUGGCCUUUGUUAACCUCAAUGCCCAGGAAUAUGUCCAAGUAAAUUGUGGAGAUCCUCAUCAGAACAUAAUCUUCACUUUCAUUAUACUCUGUAUGUUAUUUAUUAUCCAUUACAAAAAGCAAACCAAUCGGUUUCUUUAUAUUCUUAGCAGUUCAGAUUAAUUAUCUCUUCGUACUAAACUUCAUGGGAAUUCUGUUGUCUUGAGAAUUUCGUAGAUUGCCAGAAAUGGGAGAAAUUGACACAAAACCUAUUGAAUCAGUUCAAGCAUCGAUUUCCCUGUUUGGUGACAAAAGUGGUCAGUUAAGAAGCCGGCCUGCCUGUUACAGUCAAAUAGAGAAGGAGAAUCUUGAACUCUUAUUGAAGCUAGAUCAGCAUGAAAAAACUGCAGAAGAACUUUUUAUCUUGCUGCAGAUCACUGAGUUUGAGAGAGAAAUAUACAUGAAUGCUUGCAGAGAGGCUAAAAUAGGAAUAUAUGAACUUGAAUCCAGGAUAAAGGAGAUGGAUGCACAAUUGUCCGAAACUGUAAAACUUAAAGACGAAAAUUUUCAUGUUUCUGUGGAGUUGAAUACUGUAAAAGAGGAGUUGCUCCAGAUGGAGGUAGAACUUGUUGAAGCCAAGAAUGCCAAGAUUGAGGCGAUGAAAGAAACUGAAGUCAUGGAGACUGCUUUAAACAUGGAAAAGGAAAGGGCUGAAGAGCUUUCGGGCCAGGUAGCAGAGCUCAAUGAAACAAUUCUUCAUUUACAAUUUGCUGUUUUGGAGGCAAAGAAAGAAAAAGAUCUAGUUUCUUCUGAAAACCAGGCUGCGUUGAUGGAAGCCACUAAAUCAGUAGAGGAAAUUCGAGAAGAGAUGGAAUCAACAAGAAAUCAAUUGAAGAAUUUGGAGGGUGAGGUUUCAGACAAGUCUUCACUAAUUGAGUCUCUGCAGCUGGAACUUGAACAAGCAAAUAAGGAUCGGAAUUCUGCUGAGAGGGCUACUUCUGAUGCAGUUAAUGACAUAGGCCAGUUAAUAUCCGAUAUGGAGCUGCUUAUGACUGCAAACUCAAAGAAAGAUGGUCAGAUUAUGGCACAAGAAAUGGAGCUAAGUCAGUCAAGGGUAGAACUUAAGAUUGCAAUGAAAGAGCAGGAGCUGCUUAAAUGUGAUUUAGAGACGAUACAGAGCAAGAAUGAGAAGCUAACAAGUGAAAUGAAUGAAAUUUGUGAGAAAGAAAGUGCAGCACAGAUUGAGAUUGCAUUGCUGAAAUCCGAGCUUCAUAGAGGUAGAUCAAAGGCAGCUGCUGCUGAUGCUUCAGAAGAAAGAGCCAAGCGCGAAAAGUUGGCACUAGAGCUUUGUAUUCAGCAAUUAGCACUACAAGCCCAAGAAGCCAAGAACGCGCUCCAAACAAUGACAGAUUUAGUACAGAAAGACGACGAAGAAAUGAAAUAUUCAAAAGUUAUAGGCACUGAUGAGGCCUUAACACAAGAACAAACAAAUGCAUGCAUCUCAAUAUCUGCUGAAGACUACAAGGCUUUGCUGACAAAGGCUGAUGAAGUUGAAGAAACGCGCAAUGAGAAUGAUGCAUUGAAAAGAGAAAUGGAGAUGACAGCAGGGAAAAUCGGGGAGUUGAGGACACGAGCAGAACAAGCAGUGUGGAGAGCAGAGGUGGCCGAGAAAGCGAAAGCAUUGCUUGAGGAAGAGAGAAAGAAGUGGAGAGUAAAAGAGGAGAAGCGAAAGGUUGCGUUGGAAGCACUGAGACAAGAGUCCAUUUCCUUGCAGAAGAGUUUUAAGAAACAUCCUGAGCCUCCCAAAACAUAUCAGCCACUAGGAAAAAUUCUCAAGAUGAAAUUCUAGUACUACCCGAAUACACUGAAAUUUAAUAUUGGCGAAAACGGGAUUUCAUUGAGAGGGAGCUUCAUGUGUAGAAAAUUUACUUGUGUUCUUAUAAUUUUUUUUAUAUAAUAAUUCAUAGAAAUAUUGUUAAAGCUAUCACAAGAAGAUGACCAGGGAUGGAGCCACAAUCGGGAUAGUGGGGUACUUGUUCUCGUUAAACUUUAUAUAGAAUGUUUAGGUUUAGUUUGUUGAAAAUUAUAGAAAUGCAGAUUUGCCCCCGUGAUUGAGGCAUUUGUUCUCCAUGAAGAAGGCAAGGGUUAGUAGCUUUAAUAAACUCCCUCCCUCCUAUU
Molecule: messenger RNA, 2224 nt
Organism: Daucus carota subsp. sativus
Lineage: Eukaryota; Viridiplantae; Streptophyta; Magnoliopsida; Apiales; Apiaceae
Product: putative WEB family protein At4g17210
Exons: 3
Coding region: 294-1895 (533 amino acids)
Biological process (GO): chloroplast avoidance movement; chloroplast accumulation movement
Cellular component (GO): cytosol
Source: RefSeq, a predicted model, not a curated record